Molecule: messenger RNA, 498 nt
Organism: Penicillium salamii
Lineage: Eukaryota; Fungi; Ascomycota; Eurotiomycetes; Eurotiales; Aspergillaceae
Source: the annotation of a GenBank genome assembly
AUGUCUGCCCUCCUCACCACCAUCGGUCUCCGCGCCGCCCCCGGCCAAACAGCCUCCAACCACGCCGCCGGCUUCCUCAUCGCCAACUGGGUGUGGGCAUUCUGCCUUACCAGCAACCGUGGCGCCAAGGUCCGUCUCGGCAUCGAUAACAAUGUCUGCCCCCGCGAAGACCUGGCCACCUUCGGCGAGGCAGCGGUGCAGUCUGGCAAAAUCAGUCGCGAAACCCUGAACAAGCUGAAGCGUCGGGAGGCAGCCCACGAGAAUGCCCAGGAAGGAUACCCUUUGUUCGUGGCGGCGAUUCUUAUCGCGCUGUUCGCCGGUGUCCCCAACGAGACUAUCAACACGAUCGGUGUUUGGUAUUCGAUCUCGCGUGUCGUGUACAGUGUGCUGUACGCGAAGAUCACCAGUAAGCCUGCCAGCUUCCUUCGCUCCGUGGCUUGGUGGUCUGGCAACAUCAGCUGUAUUUAUGGACUGGUGCAGGCCAGCAAGAAGCUGUGA